This is a messenger RNA of Cornus florida, 1355 nucleotides long. RefSeq names its product perakine reductase-like. Bases 57 to 1109 code for a protein of 350 amino acids. Lineage: Eukaryota; Viridiplantae; Streptophyta; Magnoliopsida; Cornales; Cornaceae. Gene Ontology annotation, cellular component: cytoplasm. The record is from RefSeq and is a predicted model, not a curated record. The transcript has 7 exons.
GUUCAAAGCUCAAUACAUCUUUUCUGAAGGAGAAGGAGAAGGCAAGAGAGUUAACAAUGGCCGGAGCAAAAGUUGUGAUGCCAAGAGUGAAGCUGGGAUGCCAGGGACUGGAGGUAUCAAAAUUAGGGUAUGGGUGUAUGGGGCUUACUGGGAUCUACAAUGCUCCUGUCCCGGAAGAGGAUGGCAUUUCAAUGAUCAAGGAUGUCUUCAAUGCAGGAAUCACGUUCUUUGAUACAUCAGAUAUUUAUGGUAUCGACCACGCCAAUGAAAUAUUGGUGGGAAAGGCACUAAAACAAUUGCCUCGAGAAAAGGUCCAGUUGGCCACAAAAUUUGGUGUCUUUAAAGUUGAACCUACUCAAGUUAUAAUAAAUGGUACUCCUGAAUAUGUUCGCUCCUGCUGUGAGGGUAGCUUGAAGCGUCUUGGUAUUGAUUACAUUGAUCUCUACUAUGUACAUCGGAUAGACACAAAAGUACCUAUUGAGGAAACUAUGGGGGAGCUUAAGAAAUUAGUGGAAGAGGGUAAGAUAAAGUACAUUGGGCUGUCUGAAGCUAGCCCAAACACAAUAAGGAGGGCACAUGCAGUUCAUCCUAUCACCGCUUUACAAAUGGAGUAUUCCCUUUGGUCUCGUGACAUUGAGCAAGAAAUAAUCCCAGUUUGCAGGGAGCUUGGAAUCGGGAUAGUUCCAUACUGCCCUAUUGGUCGUGGCUUUUUUGCUGGCAAGGGAGUUGUGGAAAGUGUGCCUUCAAAGAGUUUGUUGGAAGUACAUCCUAGAUUUACUGGAGAGAACUUUGAGAAGAACAAGAUAAUAUAUACUCGAAUUGAAGCAUUGGCUAAAAAGCAUAAAUGCACCCCAGCUCAACUCGCACUUGCAUGGGUUCUUCAUCAGGGGGAUGAUAUAGUACCAAUUCCCGGAACAACGAAGAAAAAAAAUCUUGAUGAUAAUGUUGGAUCCGUGAGAGUGAAGCUUACUAAAGAAGAUAUAAAGGAGAUAUCUGAUGCUGUUCCUGUAGAUGAGGUCGCCGGGGCUAGCAUAACUGAAAAUCUUAUGAAAGUCUCGUGGAGAUUCGCGGAUACACCACUGCCAAAAGAUAGCAAGUUAUCGGCUUAAUGUGUCUCUCUGCCUGAAAUUUCUCAUGCAUGUACUGGUCCCAUCUUGUACUUUCUCCUUCAGGGUACUGUUAGUGUUUGGAUUUUGUGCUUUAAAUAAGUUGUGAUUUGGGUUGUUAUGCUGUGAAAGGUUCCCAGAGUUUGACUCUGUUUUGAAGAGCUUCUGAGUGAUUUUAGUGCUAUGAACGCUAUAUAUAGAGGCAAAUCUUAUGGAAUAAUGCAAGUUAUUUAUUUAUUAGUACCAAAA